AUGAUGUGGGUCUUUUGUGUGAUAUUUGUACCAGUUGCUGUAGCGCAGUCUCCGACACUGAUGAUCACGUUCCCAGCGCAACAUUCGUGGUGGCAAGUGAGCAAUGACGAUGGACUACUGGAAACCCUGCCCAUUUACUUUCAGACGCGCAACUUUCGGGUCCCUGACGACGGAUUCUUGCUUGUGACGGGGGAUAGUGUACCAGAUCAAGGCUACCGUCACAUGUCGGAUGCCACUUCCUUAUUUCUAGAUGGAAUUGACCCGGGUACACACUUCUGGAAGCUCGAGCUAAGAGCGUGGAAUAAUUUAUCUAGUACUGCUGCAGAGACGACGCUCCAUGUGGAGAUUGUUGUGGAUCCUUCGAACAAAAACUCUCCAUGGAGCUACAAGCUGCGAGAGGAUGAGACGAAGCCGACAGUACUUUUCAAUCCGGAUAUGUGUGCGUUAUGUACUCGUGAAGUUCUGCCAGUGUGCUACGUGUCGUCUACUUCAAGUGCUUUCGACGGCCAACGUCGGAUGUGGCUACAAAUCAUGGAGGGACUCAGCAAAGUUGACUUUCAAUUUGAGGUGAAAACCUUCGAGCGAGUAGUGACUGAUGCUCCUUUCGCUCGAGCUCUUCGUCGACUAAACGUGAGUGUUGAUGGUCUUCCCAUUGAGAUCGCUCGAAAUGAGCUCCCGGACGAAGAAGCUACUUCUGAUGAAGCCAUCGAAGCGCUUCUUCAAAGCUUUUACCGUCAAUUUUCAUGGGCAAAAAACGAUUCCCGACAAAUAUCGACGUUAGAUCAACAAUUUUUGUCGAAACUUCAGCCGCCAUUCGCUGCUCGAAUUUGGAGCAAGCUGGUAGAUUCACUGGCCUCCUGCAGCGACGGUCUCAUCGUAUUCUCGAAUUCACGCAGUCUUUCAGACGAGCUACUCGUUCUUGCCGCUCGACUCGCUGGACCUCGAGCAAUCGUCAUGGAACUGGCGAAUCUACACCCGACUCGUGUAGAUGUGGACGUCCUCCUGGCACCGUCUCACUUUGCGAAGGAGCACUAUUCUAUAGUGAGGAAUGUUCGUGCUCACAAUACGUUUGUGCUAUCUACCGGUGUGGAUACUCAGAAAUUUACACCUACAAGAUCUCCAAUUUCAACCGAAGAGCACUUUGUUAUCGGUUACGUUGGACGCCUCUCAUCGGAGAAAUCUCUCGGGAUUUUGCUAGCAGCUAUGAAGAAUCUUGCACCAAUCUGCCCUCGCUGCAGUUUAAGAAUUAUUGGGGACGGGCCACAGAAGAUUCAACUCAAGGAACUUGCAGCUGAGUGGGGGUUACUUGGAGCCAGUGUCGAGUUUGUAAAUGGCAUCUACAAUGAGGAAGCGCUGGUGCGUACGCUUCGUGGAAUGCACUGUGGGUCUACCUGUUGUCGGCUUCAUUUCUGCUGGAACAGGGGAAUUUCUAGUAGAUAA
Phytophthora infestans T30-4 is the source of this 1440-nucleotide messenger RNA. RefSeq lists its product as uncharacterized. The record is from RefSeq and is a predicted model, not a curated record. Gene Ontology annotation, molecular function: glycosyltransferase activity. The transcript has 3 exons. Bases 1 to 1440 code for a protein of 479 amino acids. Lineage: Eukaryota; Oomycota; Peronosporomycetes; Peronosporales; Peronosporaceae.